Hibiscus syriacus is the source of this 2539-nucleotide messenger RNA. RefSeq lists its product as uncharacterized. The coding region runs from base 1 to 2436 and encodes 811 amino acids. The transcript has 18 exons. The record is from RefSeq and is a predicted model, not a curated record. Lineage: Eukaryota; Viridiplantae; Streptophyta; Magnoliopsida; Malvales; Malvaceae.
AUGGAAGGCAAGGAAGAAGCUGAAGGGAAUGAAGACAAUUCACCAUCACCCUCUUGGAAAUUGAACAAUCUUUCUGAGGAGGAAAAGGAGGAUGUCAAAGACAAAGUGGAUGGAGAGGCACAAAAAUCCGAGCAGUCAGGGAGCUCGGGUUGUUCAAGGCUUCCGCCGUUGGGGCAUAGGCGCAGUCAGAGUGAAGUUGUAGCUACUGGACACCGGCGUGACAAUUGUUUCCUGAGAUUGAAAACUUAUGCGCAAAAAGCUUUGCGAGUGGGUGGCAAUUCAAAGGACGGAAAGUACCACUCAAGCUUCAAUCCCGAGGUUAUAGCAAACCAGAAACGCCAGUGGUAUCAACUCCACUCCAAAACUGUGGAAAAGCUUAAAUAUGAGCUGCCCACUUCAAUCUUUGAGCACUUCAUUAUUGCUGGAAUUCAUCCAGAUACUGAUCUUGGGUCUGUGGAGGAAACCUUUGUUAAGAGGAAGAAGUGGGAAGCAGAUAUGAAAAGAUCUGGAAUGAUAGAUCUUAAAAUGCUACAGACUCAUGGACCUCCAGUUCCAAUAUUUGAACCCCAGAUACUUUUUAGAUACCCUCCUGGGAAGAGGUUAGCUAUGCGUUUGAAGGACUUAGCCACCUUUUGUUUUCCUGCAGGUGUUAAGGCACGAGUACUGGAAAGAACUCCAUCAUUUAGUGAGCUAAAUGAGCUUCUUUAUGGACAGGUGCAUUUGGGGAGAGAUGAUUUCGCGUUUAUUUUCUCUCUAAAGGUGGCAGGAAAUGAAACGGUUUAUGGUGUUUGCUUGCAUGUAUCAGAACUUGUAAAACGACAGCCUGGUAAUUUAGGUGGUCCAUCUCGUAUUUCUGAAAUUUCAGGAGCAAGCAGGCACUUUCUGGUUUCUGCACCUCGCUGUUAUUGUUUGCUAACUAGAGUGCCUUUCUUUGAGUUGCACUAUGAGAUGUUGAACAGUAUCAUUGCACAGGUGCGCCUAAAUCGAUUAACCGAAGUUGUUAGCGAAAUGAAUCCAUCUCUCGAUGAUAAUUCACCAACCGUCCUGAAACAAUAUGACCAAACAAACGAUAACACCAUCACUGACACUCCCUAUAGCAAGUAUUUUAAUGAUUGGAUGGCUUCUGCUAUGCCUGCUAACAGUAAAGUCAUUCUUGGUGACACUUCUGUCAAUGAUGAGGUUUCAUCUGCUUCAUUAAAGAUAGGUUCACCACUUUCAUCUGAAAGUGUAACAGCGAGUGAGGCUUCAGAAAGUGUCCUCUAUAUUGAUGACAAUGUAUCCGAAGCCUCGGAAAAUCGUAGCAAUGCUUCAGAAAGAAUAAGUGGCAACCACGAAAAUGGACAAUUUUUUUCUGAUAUUGGAUCAGUUGUCAGCUCGAGGAGUUGUCCUUCUUGUCAAUCGGUAUUCAGUCCAGCUAGAAGCCUGACACCAGAGGAUAAUAAUGAUGAGGAUGAUAACCUUUUCUGGAAUAAUGAAAGAGAAUAUGGAGAUGAUUUGAUAUUGGAAUGGGCAAAGGAGAACAAGAAUGAUCUUCUACAGAUAGUUUGUGGUUAUCAUGCUUUGGCUCUACCUCAACGAGGAAGUGAAAUCAUUUUUCAGCCUCUUGAGCAUUUACAAGCUAUUGAGUAUGUGAGACCUCCUCUUUCUGCCCUCAAGUUGGAUGAAAGCUAUUUUUAUUCAUUUGAAGCAGAUGAGAUUGAUGCAAAACUGGCAGCAGCUGAGGAAGCUCUCGCGCUUUCAGAAUGGACAACCGCAACGAUUUGCCGAGUUCUCUCUCUUGAUGGUAUUUUGGCAGUGGUCGCAGGAGUAUUACUGGAAAAACAGGUUGUAGUAGUUUGCCCAAAUCUGGGUGUUCUAUCAGCUGUCGUGUUAUCGCUUGUUCCUAUCAUUCGUCCGUUUGAAUGGCAGAGUUUAUUGCUUCCAGUACUGCCAAUGAGGAUGCUUGAUUUUCUUGAUGCACCUGUUCCAUUCCUUGUUGGCGUACAAGAUAAACCCGCUGAUUUGAAAAUGAAAUCAACUUCUAAUCUUGUUCAAGUUAACUUGCCCAAGAAACAGGUGAAAACGUGUUAUGUGCCCCAACUUCCUCAACGGAAAGCGCUUGUAUCAGAACUAGGGCCGAUACAUUCCAAACUCUCCUUUGAAGGUUCUAUUGCUAAGAAGCAUCCUACAUAUAGGUGCAAUGAAGCACAGGCCGAAGCCGCGACCCAGUUUUUGGCAGUCAUGAGGGAAUACCUGGAGUCCCUUUGUGAAAAUCUGAGGUCUCAUACAAUUACUAAUGUACAAUCAAACGAUGACAGGGUUUCCAUAUUACUUAAAGAUAGCUUCAUCGACUCUUUUCCAGUCGCUGAUCAGCCAUUUAUUAAGCUGUUUGUAGACACACAAUUGUUCACCGUUCUAUCAGACUCUCGUUUGUCAAGGUAUGAGAAUGAGCGUUAACUUAAACCCACACCAACAGGUAUGAUGAUGAAAUUUCCCAGAUGCAAAAACUCCAUCAGCUAUAAGAAGGAAAUCUAUAGCCUGAAAAGUGUUGAUAUCUGAA